CGUUGAUUGUUUAGGCUUACGCCGCUUGUCGCGCUGCGCGAAUUGGGUUUGCAUGGCGUUCCCUUGGACACAGGGAAGCGCCACUCCCUUCGCAUGCCACGCGCGGGGCAAAAUUCGCGGCCCAAAUUCGUCCCGAGCGAAGCGCCGUUGCCCGCGUGGUUGGGAGCCGAGCGAGAUGCUAGUGCGUAGGCCUUGCGUCUACGGUGGGGGCCACCCGGAAUCGCCGGAGGGCGCCUCUGACCCACUUCUCGUUACGAUCAAAACAAAGCGCGCACAGCCUGCUCCGCGUGUUUUCCCACGGCAAACCUGCGUCACAGGCGAAGGCCAGUGUUACGCAGUCGUCGCAUCUGCGCACUGCACUGUGCGCGGUGUUCGCUGCACGGCCGUGAUUCUGCCUCGAGGGCAAGACGCGAGCGCCCGAUGUCGAUCUAGCCUGUUUUCUUCGUCGGGAAGGGUGGCGGAGCCGAGUACAGGAAGCGAGCUGGCCUCCAGUGGAGGAGCGGGUGUGUCCGCGGUGGUGGCGGCAGGGGGCGCAGCGCCCCCCCAGCCGCCUCCGCCGCUGGCCCUCAAGGAUGUGCAGUGUCCCAUCUGCCUCAAGGUGUUCAGCCGCAAGUUUUCCCUCGAGAUGCACUUCCUAAUCCACCAGGGACUCAAGCCGUACAAGUGCCAGUUCUGUGGGCGCUGCUUCCGCCAGAAGGGCACCCUCAUGCGCCACAAGGCCAUCCACAGUCAGACACCGUCGUACCGCUGCGGCCUGUGUGACAAGAGCUACCGCCAGAAGAAUGUGUUCCUGCACCACCUCCGCAACCGGCACAAGGUGUCCACGGACGUGCUUGACCGGCGGCGCUGCCACAUCAAGAACAACGCUGGCGGUGGUGUCAUGGAGGCGGUUCCCGCAGCGCCGUUACCACCGCCAUCGUUGAGUUCGGUGUGCCUGCCUCCGCUGAGCCCGCCCGAGCCACCACCAGGCGAGGCCGCGCCACCCGUGAUGUUGCGCAUCUCAGAGCGCCAGCAGGCCCUACCGCCGUCCUCCGCCGCGUCGUCCAUGUGGCAAUGCCCCUUCUGUGCCUUCGAGAGCGCCCACGACCCCGAGAUCUGCCGCUCGCACCUGCUCCAGCAUGUGGGAGAGCCGGCAGACUGUCCACUCUGUCCGCGGCAGCUUGCCUCGCCCCAGGAGCUGGCGGCCCACCUGCGCGAUUUCCACGAGAGCGCAGGCUUGGCUCCCAUUCUGACCAACCCGGCUGUCGCCACGGCAGGUCGUCCCCCGGACGUGACCUUCACCUGCAUUCCGUGCCAGAUGGAGUUCAGCAGCGAAGAGGACUUUGAGUGGCACGUGCGCACGCACGUGCAGAGUGUUCUCUCCGAGCCACCUGUAGCAGCGCCGCGGCCCCCCCUGCCGCCCAGCACCUCCACAAGUGAGGGACCCCUUGACCUGACUGAGGCACGACCGGCCGCAGCGCCACCUUUUUCUCAGGAGCGGCAGCAACAGCAGCAGCAGCAGCGCCGUCAGCUCCUGUGUGUCGAGUGCGGGAAGCUGUUUGGCUCCAAGGCGCUCUACCGGUACCACGCGCAGCUGCACUUGGAUGUCCAGGGGGUGACAUUCAGGUGCCCGCAGUGCCGGCGGCGGUUCUCCCGCAAGGGGGAGCUGCUGGCACACACGCGGCAGCGCCACCUGCGGCGCCUGCCAUGCCUUCGGUGCGGCCGCCAGUUCAGCUACCGGUGCCUGCAGCAGGCGCACAUAGCCCGGUGCCAGGGUCCGCCGACGCUCUGCAUCCCCGUAGUGGAUGUGCAGGCGGCGCGUGGUGCACUCGGUGCCAGCCUCCUCGGCGUCAUCCCUCUGGUGGCGCCUGAUGGGCAGGAGGCCAGCCCACUGCUGGGAGUCCCCGUACUGGCGCCGGACUGCCUGCCGCUCAAGAGCCGGCUCAACGGGCUGCACAUCUCAGCACGCAUCGGGCUCUAGUCUUCCACCAGCCCCCCACUGCUGGAGUACAAAAAGAAAGGGCCUCCGCCAGGGAGCAAGGACGGAGGGAACGGGGGUAAAGAAACACUCUUCAUUGGCACGAACAUGUGCAGGCGACCAGAUAACGUCACAGAAAAGAAAUUUGUAAAGCACAGGGGGCAGGAGAAUAUAGACCGUUGGCAUCUAGCGAUGCCGCAGAACUCUAAACUGUAUGUACCAAGAUAAGGUCACAUUGCACUGGCGCCACCUGGCGCCACGAACUCGCAUGCAAGUUCCGUUGCUCGAAAUGUUGCCGCGCAUAGCAUGAACAGAGGGCACAGACAGGGGAGCAUAGAUUGGUGGCGUCUGGUGGCAUUGUACGCAAGCUGCUAGCCCUGUGGUGCCGUCUCUCACCAACACCAGGUGGCGCCACCAUGUGACAGGCUUUGGUGCUCGGGAGCGUUUGUGACAUUAUCUGGUCGUGCUGGAGAGUGGAGUUUCCGGCCCCAAUCUAUUCUUGCUCCCUGGCCUCCGCCAAAGACUCCCACUGGGGGCCCCGUGCCAAAGGCGUCUUCCAUCCGCCGUCAUCACAGUGCUCCCCGCCCGUCCAGAGAAAUGAGAGAGCAAUAACUUGUCGCGAUGCACUAGGAACGCCACUCGACUCGGUGAAAGAGAGGCUUUGCCAGCCCCCUGCUCUACCUCAUUCUUUUGUUACACUAGACUGCUGCAAGGUGGAAGUGACAGAGCGCUGCAGGCUAUACAUGAAAGCAGGGUUGGGAACCUCUCGUACGGAUUUUCUUGGCAGGUCGUUGCCCUUUCGUCGCCUACAUGUAAUGGUGCUGCUUCCAAGGGCAUUGUAGGGCACAGUUGCAAGCUGUUAUUCUAGACUGUAGGAGAGUGGUAGUGAAGUAAUGCCUCCAGGCUUUAACCAAGCGUUUCCUAAAUAGCAGCAGCAGGUAUACGCAACUCUUCCAGAUAUGUAUUACUGGCUCCUUCGAGCCAAAAUUUCGCACAUUAGCUAAUCCUUACCGUCUUGCAGCGAUUUCAGUUUGGCGCCACGCUUGUGUGCAAAUACUGGGCCUGUUUCAUCCAUGAUAAAUCCAAAGUGCGCCCAUUGUCCCUUGCGCUUCAGCGGAACGAUGGUGUAGUUUGUCAUUUCUGCAGGGAAGAAAUGGUAGGUGGCGCCACCGUUCCUUUGCAGUGUAAUCAACAUUUUUGUAUGUGGCAUCACAACAGAAGAUAUGUGCCUCAGAUUGAUUGUGGAUGAAAUAGGGGGCAAGUAAUGCAAGCAAGGAUGGUAUUACACUGAACCCACUGCAAAAUGCUGCCGCAAUGCAAAAUUUCAGUGGCUCUUUCACGACCUGAUAGUAUGAAGUGCUAGCAGAGAAAGAUGAAAAGAUAGUUUGUUCUGCAAUUGCUAUCGGCUCCAUAAGCUUGGCCAAUUUCAACUUUAACGGCAAGAACUGUUCAAUUCUAUACCCAUACAUAUUGCCCCUCUCUUUUCUUUAGAAGGCUUAUCGUUAAUGGUUGCGUCAUCUGUGGAUGUACAUUUAGGUUGGCUAAACAAAUUGAUCAUUCAUUAUUAGUUGGUAACAGAAUGUCGCUACAUUGCAUGAAGUACAGGACUAUGUUAAAAACUUCGUGAAGCCUUUUGUACCUGAUGGCAUGAGUUACUGCUUCUAAAGAUUAUUCAGAUAUAACUCAAAGUAAUUCUUUUAGUAUAUUCUGCUCCAUGCUUCCUCAUUCUGACGAGACCUGAUAACAUUCUUUGAAGCGCCAGCUGACACAGUGGUGUGUAAUGUUCAAAAGAAUGUAACAUUUAUUACCGAUGAUUUUAGCAGCAUUCAUGCUGCAAGUUUUAACCAAAAGUAGUGCAACAAUAGCUCUUCUUUUAUUAGUUUUGGGCACACAGAGUGUUGAUGUGUGUACGAGUGCCAGCUUACUUUAACUAAUCGGUACAGCAUGACAUCACUUGAAAAAAAAAGGUAGUCAAGCACCUUGGCUAUGUGCUUAGAAUUACUUCGCUUCUGUAUGCUAUCAUAUUAUAAAUGUUUAUGUUCUGCUUGCUUUACAUACGAUUUCUGCUGCUUUAAUUAAACCUUGUGGGGCUGUUAGAAUGUGUUCCUGUCCGUCGAGAUUGCACCAUGUGACUGAACUUUAAUCAUAAAUAUUUACUGAAAGUUUACUGUUAUAUCAUGGCACAGGAUGUGGAGCACAAAGGAAAUGAAGUCUUAUCACCUGUAAUAUAAUUAUUUCUUUAGCAAUAGUACAUGUUUACUUAGUUGAAAAGGCAAUGCAGAGUAGGGUGCAUGCUGUUGCCAAAAAAAUUAACGAGGUGUCUCGUGGAAGCAUCAUCAUUUCCCUGAAUUGUAACAAGUGUACGUGAGAAGAAAUCGUUCUUGGGCAUGUUGGCACAUUCUUCUAUGAGCCAGUUUAAUGCGAAGCAAAUGGCCACACAUGCAAAGAGACACUGAACAAGCGGUAACUGAAAGUAGUUGCUAGUUAGCACAUAUCUCAUGUCUCUUUGUAUGUGUGGUCAUUUGCUUUGUGCUAAACCUACUUUAAAAAGCAAGUACAUCUACAAGGGAAUUGUAAACUGGGCAGGUCGGAAUGUUUUCAUGAAGUCAUAGCUCGAAACGACCCUUGGCAAGGAAGCAAUUGCUACACACGCAGUGUCUUUCCAUCGUUUCGACUGAAAGACAGCAUUUGUGAGGCUUCCACUUGCCAUCCGAGUCCUUUCGCAACGUGGCACCUCAAGCAUACAACUUUGCCACCAGUACAUACAACCUUACCGGUCCCACUUGUUCACAUGCUGCCAGGAAUGCCCAUGCCUUGUGACGAGACCGUUUGUUUUCAGUGCAGCUAGCAAUCGCGCUGUGCCCCACUGCCUCUACCAACCUGCACACCGAAUUCGAUUGGCGUCCUAGUGCACCGCGGCCAACAAUUUUUUUCGACUGCUUUCUUUCGUUGCGCAAACUGGAGAAUCUCCUCAGAGAACAAAUUAUAUAGUUUCAUUUUUUGUUGUUUGUUUUCUUUUUGGCUUGUGUGCCUUUUGCUCGCGUGGCAUGUCAAGGAGAAGAGAGAAAAGAAAAAAAAUUUAGGAGGGGCAUUAUUUAUUGCGCACACUCCUCAAGUGUCUUUUUUUUGUCUCACAGACUUGCAUCCCCUGUGGACAAAAAAUUAUAUAUAUAUAUACACAUGAAAAAGAAAGCCUUCCCAUUUUCCCCUCAUUGGGUCGGCACCAUUUACUUUCUCAUCCGGCCUACCAGGGAGGUCACACACAUCAUUGCCAGGCCCGAAAUAAGUGCUCAUAUCACACACUCGUCGCAGUUGUUUUUUGUUGAAACGGUGCUACCGCCCACCGCACUUUAAGUGGACUCCGGUUUGGGCCUGCACCCACUGGGGGGGGGGGCACAUAGGAGCACUAGCACAAACCGGGCCAGUAAAGGCCUAUCCUUGACUAUAUUCCGGUUAACAAAGUUUUUGUAUUGCAACGAAACAGACUUGGCUCGACCGUGGCUUGUUUGGAUAUGCAUACUUGUUUUGUUUGGCUUUUUUUUUUUCCCUUUUCUUUUUACACGGAGGCCGAGUACAACAAGCUGUUUUUGGUCGCAAUGAGCUUUUUGAAAAUCUUCGCACGCCGCUUGUCAUUUACAUUGUGCCGCGUUUUGCGCCGUUGACAUCGUUUGCAGUGCAAGAACUGUGCUGGCUGGGAGACUUGAAAUCCCAGCCGUGGUCGCUUGUUGCAAGCAGUUGGGCUGUAUAGGAGCGUGACUUGUCGUCUGCGAGGUUGUAUGUUGCCGCCGGUCCCUGCUUGGGUGUUUUGGCUCUGGUCGUUGUAGUAAGACAGUGUUUUCAGUGAAAGCGCCUGAAUAGGAGUUACAACCUGAACGUGACUUGUGUGAGACUGCUGUUUGCAGGCAUUGUAGACGUUGGCUCUGUGAGGGGGGUGCAAGCUGGGUCCAAUUCGUGAAGCGUUUCAUUCUUAAGAACUGUUGCUCGUUGACUGGUGCCUGCACUGGCACGGAAUUGAUAACGACGAUUGGAUGGCACUAGAUCUUGCAAAUUCCUCUCGCCUACUGUUGUUCAUAACGCUCUCAAUUCGUAAUAACUGAUUCUCUUUUGACUGGCACCUUGACAGGUGCACCACAUGCUGUGACAAAUUGGCCUACACUUGGUCUUGCGAGCUGUUCUUGCUGGCUGUUGUUGCGUGCGAAACAGCUUCACGGAUCUGGGCCUUGCGUUGCUGAUGAGAGGGCAGAUUGAUGUAGCACAAUGUGUAAGCUUGCAUUAAUACGCUUUUUAUAAGUGCUUGCAAAUUAACCGAUCAAGUGAUUCUGUGAUGCACCCGUGACGAGUUGUAUUGGCCCAAUAUUCAAUAUAGUUCCUGUGGAGGCCUCCUUAAUUAAGGGGAGGUAAUUGGAAGCGCCGACGCAGAAAGGCUGCAAAAAUGUGUGUGAUGUUUUUUUUUUUUGUUUUUUUUUUUCCAUUUCAGAGCUCAGGUAUCUUGAAAGGCUUGGUGCCUACCAUUCCACCUUUUUUUUUCUUUCUUACUAUUAUUUUACUUUUGCUUGAAACGUCGGCUUGAUUUGGCAAGGGUCAAAAGACAUUCUUGAAAAGAGUGCAGGCUACCUGUACAAUUUGUGCAUCACAUCAUCACCACUUCACAGAGCUGCCUGCCCGUCCUACAAAAGGGUUGGGCAGCUCAUUAGAGGGCAGAGACAUCAAGAUUUGGCGUCGCUUUAUUCAUAAAAGGAAUCCACGUACAAUAAUUGGUUCAAAGAUGGCUCACAGUAAUUAACCCUGAAACAUGGCCUCUCUGAGGAUUGGUCUUGAUUUCUCAAACUGUCUAGCGUGGUGUAAUGGUAGACGACAGUAAAACAUUGUGGAGCAAAAGUGCACCGUUGACAGCAUGUGUGAAGCAUGCACUAGUAUAUGUGCAGAACAUGCAGUAGUAUGUGUGUGUAUGCAGUCUUGCCAUACACACAGAUGUGUACAAUAGUAAGUACGCAAUUUAUGCACAUGUACUCAUAUGCAUACAUUAUGUGUUCAAAUACGUGUACAUGUGUGCAGAUAUGUGUAAAAUGUGCAUAUUAUCUAUGGCAUAAGCUUACUGGGUGCGGGUUCCGCAAAAAAAGUAGAAUCUCUGCAAAGUUCAGGGAUGCAGUCAUUAGUUCAUUUAGUAAAACACUGUGUUGGUCACGUACACACUGCUGCAGACUGCAACUCUAAAAUAUUGGCUUUGUGCACCAGCUUCACAAGCAUUCGGUUUCUUCACAGAACCUGUUCUUCGUAAACUUUUGUUGGUGACAGUACAGCAGCCUCGAAAGUGGAGGCUGGAAGUAAGAGAUCACCACUUGGUAUGUGGCCAUAAUUUACACCGGAGCCGGCAUCACCUCCCAUUGUUUCUGUUGAAAGAAACAGAACUACACAUUGAGCACAUGACGUUGGAUAUGAAGAUCAAAACCACUCGGCAGAAGGGGUGCGGCUAGAAAUCUAGCACACAUUUAAGAAACUUGUAUUCUACUCCAUGUUUACUGGUAGCACUUUGUGUGAUUCCCAGCGAAAAAAGCUGAAAUCUUGAUGUCUCUGUCCCGUCAAGUGUGCUUUGCAAGGUACAAACAAAAUGAGGCCUCUACACGUUUUGUAGGCUAAGAGAAUGCCUUCCGGUGUAUGGGGCGGCAUAAGGGCUGUUUUUAUUUUCCCUCCCCAACACGUGAACGGCAUUUAGCUGAAGGGUAGCACAAGCCCAGACAAGGCAUGCGAGUCACAAGCAUACCCAGGAAUUCAGAGCAGAGUUUUGCUUUUCAUCAUCGAUAGAGCCUCGUGAAGGCAAAGCCUAAGAUGGAUUUUUAAGUUCACCUUAGUUCAGUUGACCCCGUUGUAUAGAGCUACAUGCAACCAACUCGCAUAAUCAUCACCACGAACCUGCAUCAUUGUGUCAGCCUGUGCCGCAUUCAUCUUUGUGAAAAAUACGAUGACAUCGGACGUUUUUGUGCUUCUGACUCAUCUGUGUGCAUGACAUUUUUUUUAAUCGUUUAGCUUUUAGAUAACGCAACACCCAGUGCGAUGCCUUAUUGCAGUGAGAGGCAUUCAUUAAUGUUGCCAUGUGCCUCAUUCUGCAUUACGCCAAAUGUAGUUAAUGAGUAGGCGGAACUUUAUCCAAAGAAGUGCGACCCUCCAGCGUAAUUGGGAAAACAGUUAGCUGUGCCCCGGAAGGUCUUCCACGUGUUCAAAAGCCCAGGGAGUUGUCCCGAGAGGAGGCGGACAUUAGAAGCUGCAGAGAUUGAAUCUAGCACUUGUAGGAAUGGAAGUCUCAACAUUGCUGGUGGAUGGCAUAGUUUGUUACAUGUGCUGCCUUUCAAAUUCAGAACAGGAAGUCAAACAAGAUGGCUUUUUUUACUCUGCACCAGAGACUUCGUUUUUCGUUGGCUGAUUCGGAGUUGGUUUAUGCACUCUGUUAAUUGUUUUAGGUUAACUCGUUCCGCAGCAGAUACUGGUCCCGUUCAGCAUUUCGGGCCGGACAAGUUUCACUUUGAUCUUGUGGCAAUUUUUUUGUUGUCAUGGGGACAGAUUUAGGUUUGUAAAACACAAGCACUUGCUCUGGGAUUCAGGUAGUGCCUCCAGAUGACCAUUGGAAUUAACCGCUUGACUUUCUUUUAUCAUGGACAUUGCUGAACUGCAGUGUUUUGUGUAGUGAUAGAAAUUGCUGUCUGGUGUCUGUUAUUAAGCCUCAGUCAGCUUGGAAUAACUAAAAAAUCCGACGACAGGUUUGCUUUGUGCUAUUAGUCGUAAUGGUUGGCAGUAAUGUGGGUGAUCUGAAUGGCCUUUUUGAUCGAGAUAUUUAAAUCACUACUUGCAGGAUAUUCCCUAAUUUCUUAGUGGCUUGCGGAAGAUGUCUGCUAGUUGAAAUUUUCGCUGAUUUUUCUGCCUACCAUCUGAGGCGAGAAGCAUUUUCAGUUUAAUAAGACUGCAAUAACAACAUCGUCAAGUACAUUUUCUUGAAAGCUAGCUGAUGUAGGCAAUAUGUAUACAUGAGGCAUGAACCUAAAAGCCUAGCCAAAGAAUUACACCAAAAGAAAGGUUACACUUUAUUAAUUAUCUGGUACAGUUAACGUGUGUCAAAGGUUUAAUUUUUUAGCUGAGCGGAGCAACAUUCCGUAUAGCUUUGGCAUUAGCUUUCACCUGAUUUUCUAUGGAGCAGGGUUGUGUGGCUUACACUCAUUUGUGCCUUUGUUAGAGUUGACAGAAUGACCAGCUAUUUUAAGAUAAUUUUAUCAAUGCAAUUAUAUUGCUUCGCAGUUAUGUGGCAUGUGUGUCAUGUGCAACAUGAUGCAAGGCCAGAGACAUGUUCUUGGAGGGAAUGUUGAUGAACUUUCCUUGUUUGACUUCAAGGCUAAGUCGGCCAGUCUAUGCUUUACACUUGUACCUGCAGUUAUUUAUAAAUAUUUUAUCGAAUCAUUAUUACAUAUUACUUAUAUUUGGAGUAUUUUGUAGAGACGUUUGUUAAUAAAUGAUUCAAGCAAAGCCAGUCACAAAUCUGCGUUCGUUUGUGCCUUGGGGAAACAUUUUGCAAGAGCGCCGAAAGGUUUACAAAAGUGUCGGCUUCGGCACGUCUUGCACCGUAUAGCUGAUCCGUACUGAGAAUGAAAUUGCUCUGAAUGAAAAUGGGUUCGGUAAUCCACAGUCGCAGUUAUGUGGCAGGUCGGACUCGCUGCCUUGUCUGGUUCUGAGUGUGCCCCUCAUCGUCAACCAAGGGCAAGGUUAUUCCACGCCCUAAACACCAUCUGCGCUUUCUAGUCUAACAAGAGUGUUCAGCCACAAAGGAGGCAUCGCACACAGACACACACACACACAACUUGCAUGUGCGCGCACCCACACAACCACACACGCUACCUACACACACAUGCACGAACCAAAACUGACCAAGUACCUGAGAGAUUGGCGCCCGGGUGGUGUCCGGCAAGCGUUCCGGUGAAAUGAAGCCUGUUGUCUUGUUGUCUGUUCAUAUGUCCUGCUGCUACUCGCUGUUGUGAAGGGGAGGCAAUCUUAUUGUGUAAGCAGGGCGCGGGGGAUAAAUGUGUCAUGUAUGGUGGGGCCGAAGAGCCAAAAUCAUGCCUUGUUCUGUAAUACUCCUCUUCUGAUGAAGCUGUUGUUCACUCGAUGUGUCUGGUGGUGUUAGGAGAGAUGUUCUCAGGGUCAUAACAAUUUGCUGUUUCUCGCGCGCGCGAGCAUGGUCGUGCGAAGCAGAGGCAUUUUUUUAACUUGUCACGUACGACGACGACGACGAUGCCCACUUUGUUGUACAUAGGAGGAUUGGUAUAUAUUUAUUGUUGCCACACACAUACUAUGUUUUUCUCUGUCCCUUCUCCCUUCCCCUCUUUCUUUUUCCUCUCUCGAUUUCUCACGUUCCCUUUUUCACAAACACACACGAUGGCUUGCUUUGUUAAAGGACAUUUCUUCACUUGGAACAACUCAUUCCUAAGAAUACUUUUUUUUGUUGCUCGUGCUUUUUACAUUUCCUCCUCCCCAUCAUGAAAAAGAAAUAGUUAUUUUUACCAUACUCGUGUUUUUGCAUACUUGUUUCGUAAAAAAAAAUGAGAUAUAUUGUAUACUUGAAGUUAUAUAUAUAUAUUAUAUACAUGCUAUUAUACACACACGUUUUACCACAAUCGUGUUUGAUACCAUCGUAUAGAUUUACAUGAAAAUGAUGAUGUGCAUUUUGGAGUGUGUGUGUAUGUACACAUAUAUUUUUUGUAUGGCAAGAUCAGUCCACAGCUGUGUGGGAAAGCUUUUUAACAAGUGUUGUACAAGGACGCAUGUGGCGAAGCGCCGAGAGAACAAAUAACAGGAAUAAAGCAUUCGCUCAACAGCA
Messenger RNA from Dermacentor silvarum, 10814 nucleotides. Its product is annotated as zinc finger protein 775. Gene Ontology annotation, cellular component: nucleus; chromosome. Lineage: Eukaryota; Metazoa; Arthropoda; Arachnida; Ixodida; Ixodidae. The record is from RefSeq and is a predicted model, not a curated record. The coding region runs from base 53 to 1960 and encodes 635 amino acids. Gene Ontology annotation, molecular function: chromatin insulator sequence binding; RNA polymerase II cis-regulatory region sequence-specific DNA binding; DNA-binding transcription activator activity, RNA polymerase II-specific. The transcript is spliced from 5 exons. Gene Ontology annotation, biological process: regulation of transcription by RNA polymerase II.